Messenger RNA from Cheilinus undulatus (humphead wrasse), 5019 nucleotides. RefSeq names its product bifunctional heparan sulfate N-deacetylase/N-sulfotransferase 1-like. Gene Ontology annotation, cellular component: Golgi apparatus. NCBI's taxonomy places the organism in Eukaryota, Metazoa, Chordata, Actinopteri, Labriformes, Labridae. The record is from RefSeq and is a predicted model, not a curated record. Gene Ontology annotation, molecular function: heparan sulfate N-sulfotransferase activity; deacetylase activity. Bases 636 to 3311 code for a protein of 891 amino acids. The transcript is spliced from 15 exons.
AUUCUCAGAUUUCCCGAUUUCUCCCAGCCGAGUACGCUGUGCCGCUUCCACAUCACGGCAACAGCAAACCGAGACGACGACGACGACGACAUGCGCCCAGCGUGCUUCAACCCCGCAUUCAUUUCAACCGGUUUGUGUUUUCCCAAACCCACCUAGACCAAAACGAGGUCGGGAGGUUCGAUCCUGAGGGAAUGGUGCUGCUGAGAUGACCUGCGGGACCUUGCUUCUCUCAAGAGAUUAUUCUGCAAUCAAAAGAGCGGAGGGAAAUCGAGCUGGGACAUGGUUGGCAGGCUCACAUGAUGGACAGGUGAUGGAACCCUCCAUCAUCUUUCUUCACCAGUGACUCGGCCUGCCAGCCCUCCUUCACAGGCAGAAGCGUGUACCAGCAGUCCAAGGCCCCCUAUUUCUCUGCCAUGGUGACAUAAGCAGCGCUGCAGAAUGAGGGAGAGCCAUCGUGAGACCAUCUCAUUUCUUUCUCCAGUAGCUGCUGCAGCUGCUCCCUUAACACUGUUUUUAUUUAGCCGCAUAAAAAAACUGAAUCUGUCGUGAAUAGUCCCCACUUGCUGUUUUCUUGAGAGACUGCCCCCUAAGGCGUGUUGCCGGGCCUGUGGGGCGGAGCGGCACGGCUCGAGACGAUGCUGGGAUGCGUGACACGAGUCCGUCGGCUGGUCCGUCUCCUCCCCCUGCAGACCUCCCUCCUCCUCCUCUUCCUCUUCUGCACAGUCAGCGUCUUCAUCUCCGCCUACUUCCUCUAUGGCGUCAAGCGGGAGCUGGAGCCAUCAUCAGGAAGUGGCGGCGUCUCCGGGGCCGAGGGAGCAUCGGCAGACUCAGACGACCCGAGGGUCACUCCAUCCCGGCUGCUUCCUGUGAGAAGCGUCUCGGGAGGCCCCGGGGUGGAUCCUGGAGGGGCAAGGACAGACCCUGUGGUUUUGGUGUUUGUGGAGAGCCAGUAUUCUCAGCUGGGCCAGGAGAUUGUUGCCAUCUUGGAGUCUGGACGGUUUAGGUACCGGACUGAGAUCUCCCCCGGUAAAGGGGACAUGCCCACAUUGACGGACAAAGAGAGAGGACGCUUCACACUGGUGAUCUAUGAGAACAUUCUAAAAUAUGUUAACUUGGACGCCUGGAACCGAGAGCUUCUGGACAAAUACUGUGUGGAAUAUGGAGUGGGCAUCAUUGGCUUCUUCAAGGCCAAUGAAAACAGUCUGCUCAGCGCGCAGCUCAAAGGCUUCCCCCUCUUUCUUCACUCAAACUUGGGUCUGAAAGACUGCACCGUCAACCCGAAGUCACCCCUGCUCUUCAUUACUCGAUCUGGGCAGCCUCUGCCUGGCCCUCUCCCCGGUGACGACUGGACCGUUUUCCAGUCCAACCACUCGACGUACGAGCCCGUGCUGCUUGCCAAGACCCAAUCAGCUGAGAGCGUUGCAUCCAUGGGGCAGAAUGCAGCUCUGCUCCCGUCUGUGGUGCAAGACCUUGGGCUCCAUGACGGCAUCCAGAGGGUCCUUUUCGGCAACAACUUGGUCUUCUGGCUGCAUAAGCUGGUUUUUGUAGAUGCUGUGGCCUUUCUGACGGGGAAGAGGCUGUCGUUGUCACUGGAGCGCUACAUCCUGGUGGACAUCGAUGACAUCUUUGUUGGCAAGGAGGGCACACGCAUGAAGGUGCCGGAUGUAAAGGCCCUGCUGGAGACACAAAGGGAGCUGCGCACGCAUGUGCCCAACUUCACCUUCAAUCUGGGCUUCUCAGGGAAAUUCUUUCACGCUGGAUCUGAUGAGGAGGAUCUGGGAGAUGACCUGCUGCUCUCCUACGUGAAGGAGUUCUGGUGGUUCCCGCACAUGUGGAGCCACAUGCAGCCCCAUCUCUUCCACAACCAGUCUGUGCUGGCUGAGCAGAUGCUGCUCAACAAGAAGUUUGCCAUGGAACACGGGAUCCCCACAAACAUGGGCUACGCCGUAGCACCGCACCACUCUGGUGUCUACCCGGUCCACAUGCAGCUGUACGAUGCCUGGAAGAAGGUGUGGGGCAUCAAAGUGACCAGCACGGAAGAAUACCCACACCUAAAGCCUGCUCGCUUUCGGCGAGGUUUCAUCCACAGCGGCAUAAGUGUGCUGCCCAGGCAGACAUGUGGUCUUUUCACACAUACCAUCUUCUACAAAGACUACCCCGGCAGCCCGAAUGAACUGGACAAGCUCAUCAAUGGAGGAGAACUCUUCCUCACUGUUCUCCUGAACCCUAUUAGCAUCUUCAUGACCCAUCUGUCAAACUAUGGGAAUGACCGCCUGGGCCUGUACACCUUUAAAAGCCUGAUGAUGUUUGUGAAGACAUGGACCAACCUCAAGAUGCAGACGCUUCCACCUGUUCAGCUGGCUCAGAAAUACUUCAGCCUGUUCCCCUCUGAGAGGGAUCCCCUCUGGCAGGAUCCAUGUGAGGACAAAAGACACAAGGACAUCUGGUCCAAAGAGAAAACAUGUGACCGCUUCCCCAAACUGCUCGUCAUCGGGCCUCAGAAGACAGGGACAACCGCGCUCUACUUAUUUCUCGGCAUGCAUCCUGAUCUGACCAGUAACUACCCCAGCAAAGAGACCUUUGAGGAGAUCCAGUUCUUCAAUGGACACAACUACCACAGAGGCAUUGACUGGUACAUGGAGUACUUCCCUCUGCCCUCCAACACCAGUUCAGACUACUACUUUGAGAAGAGUGCCAACUACUUUGACUCUGAGGUGGCUGCUCAGAGGGCUGCGGCCCUCCUGCCUAAAGCCAAGAUCAUCACCAUCCUUAUCAACCCAGCAGACAGAGCCUACUCUUGGUAUCAGCACCAAAGAGCCCACGAUGACCCGGUAGCAUUGAAAUACUCCUUCCAUGACGUCAUCACUGCAGGUCACGAUGCUCCAGUCAGGCUACGGGUACUCCAGAACCGCUGUCUGGUCCCCGGCUGGUACGCUAUCCAUCUGGAGCGUUGGCUAACCUACUACCACUCCAGCCAGUUGUUAGUCUUGGAUGGACAGAUGCUGAAGACUGAGCCCGCCUCUGUCAUGGAUAAAGUUCAGAAGUAUUUAGGCCUGACCAACAUCAUCAACUACCACAAGAUCCUAGCGUUUGACCCUAAAAAAGGCUUCUGGUGUCAGCUACUGGAGGGAGGAAAGACCAAGUGUUUGGGAAAGAGUAAAGGGCGCAGGUACCCUGACAUGGACCCUGAGUCCAAGGGGUUCCUCAGGGAUUACUACAGGGAUCACAACAUUGAGCUGUCUAAGCUGCUCUACAGGAUGGGCCAGCCACUGCCCAGCUGGCUCAGAGAGGAGCUGGUCCACACCAGGUAGCAGCACCACAUGGGAGCAAUCGGAGCUCCACACAAGGAACUACACCUCAUCCUGCUGGGAGACAUGUUCAAGAUCUCCAACAGUUUUUACAGAGACUUGAACUUAACUGUGAUCUUCUACAUGAUCAAGACAACAGUGGACGGUUAGUGCCCGCAGCAGCUCCCUGAGCUUUUGGAUGCUGUUACUCCCUAGCAGGACAAACCAGGACUACAGUGAUGGCCUCCACUAUGCCCUGUAGCAGAAGAAAAGGCUCAGAUGCACAGCAGGGUCCCUCUGUGUUCGAUAAUCAGCCUUUGCUCUCCUUAAAAAAAUAUUUCUUCUUCGCAUGGACUUCAUCUUGAAAAUCAAAGAAAGGAGAAAUAAGUUUGGAUAAAGAGGUGAAGGAGAAUCACAUCACCUGUGUCUUCAUCUAUAAGCUGUGCUGUUUGAUUUAAAACAAAGCAUUUACAUUGACUUUAUGAACAGCAGCAUGGCCAACAGAGAGACACUGGUUUCAGAUGCCUUUGAUUUGAGAAGAGAACAGGACAUCUGAAGUCUUGACUCAGGCUGCAUGUUGUAGCCUUACUCCAUAGGCCUUGGUAGAAUCUAGUUAUCGCAUUUACAAGUGCCAGGACAGAAUCUUCGUAAAAUAUUACACAUGGACUUUUGAGGGUUCUUUUUUAAGUUUAAUUUUUCUUUACUCAGAUUUUGUUUUAACGUUUUUAUAAUGCUGAUGGCAAUGCAUUAAUGUAGAAUGUACCAAAACUAAACAUCUUAGCUCAGUUUUUUCAGUGUACAGUAGACUGGUUUGUGAAUCUUUACCUGCACGGCCUCCUCUGUGGUCAGUUUCAUGACCAAUCUAAUCGGCUUAAGCAGGAACAGUAGGAAAGACAUUGAAAGCACAAUAUUUAAGGCACUCAAGAGAGCAUUAAUUCUGAACAUAACAGAUUACUGGAAAGCACACUUCCGACAUGUAUCCUGCUACAAUCUGUGAAGAAGAUCAUAAGCUAGCUACUGUAAACAUUCUGGUCUGUGAGAUUCAGAACGUGUACAGAAGAAGAUUGUGUAUUUCAGAUCUUUUUUUCCACUGUUGGGAUAUCUUAUUUUUGUCAAAACUGUAUAUUUUGUCUUAUAUUUUGUUUCAUUUCAGUUACUAGAUGAGUUUUUUGGGGCUAAAGGCUGUCUCUGGGGGAAAAGGUUGCCAGGAGAACAAACAGUAUGCCCAGAGAGACCAUACAGACGUUGAGGUGUUGCCACUGCAACUAGAUGUCAAGCAUAGAUAACAAAAAGCUGCUCUUAUUGCAAUAGUUUUGUACAAUGUUCUGAUGUAAUAACAAAUGCACAUGUCGGUCCUCUUAUUUCCUGACUUUAUAAUGUACAUAAGACGCAACCUUAAGUAGACCUAAAUUAUUGAAUGUGUUUGGGUUUACUCUCUCCAUCAGCCCAUUCCUGUAGUGUGAAGCGUCAGUGCUGUGCUGAGGGAAGCUCGGAUUAUGUCAUUGUGCGGAGGUGUGUCGCUACGAUUGUUUUUCCUCUCACUGCCAACUAUUGUACACAGGUACCGAGUCUCUCCAUAUAAAGUAUUAAGUGAUAACACAUAACAGCAAUGAUGGUACUAAUCUCCUGGACUGUAUGAUAAAGAUUUGUAAUUGUUGUCAAUAAUUUUUACAGUGUAACUAAUAUUGUCGGUGCUUUUUAAUUUGCAAAUAAAACACCACUGUAUUUUUCA